This is a messenger RNA of Blastocystis hominis, 1704 nucleotides long. RefSeq lists its product as hypothetical. The transcript is spliced from 2 exons. Bases 16 to 1650 code for a protein of 544 amino acids. NCBI's taxonomy places the organism in Eukaryota, Bigyra, Opalinata, Blastocystidae. Gene Ontology annotation, molecular function: lyase activity. Gene Ontology annotation, biological process: amino acid metabolic process. The record is from RefSeq and is a predicted model, not a curated record.
CUACACAUUUGAGUAAUGCCUUUCGUUCCUGCAUCUGAACUUAAUUGCGCUGUCCCCACUGCUCUGCAGUACGUUGUGAGAAACACUCGUGACUGCACCGUCGAAGAACGUAGUGAGGUUUUGGAGAAGACUGAGUACAACAUGUUCUCUUUCCCCUCUCCCCUUAUCACUGUCGACUAUCUUUCUGACUCUGGUUCUUCCUCGAUGACCGAUAUUCAGUGGUGUGCUCUGAUGCGUGGAGAUGAAGCUUACGGUCGUAAUCAUGGAUAUUACUGCCUUCUGGAUGCUGCGCGUGAUCUGUUCGAGCGUGGUGAUGAGCAGAGAAGACUUGUGUACAAGGUGCUGACCGACGAGGCCACCAACGAGGAGCUGAUCAAGGAGCUCCUGGAGCCUUGCGAGGGAGGCUUUGUGAACGGAGGAGUGUUCCAGCUGGAGCGCCCCAACUUCUUCAUCUGCCCGCAGGGUCGUUGCGCUGAGAACCUUCUGUACCAGUCGGUGCGCAAGGUGCUGAUGGAGCGCACUGGCGACAAGGUGAAGUACACGAUCCCCAGCAACGGAUUCUUCGACACCACCGAGGGAAACGCUCGUAACAACCUGUUCCAGCCGGUGAAUCUGUUCUCGAAGAACCUGUACGACCCGUUCCCCGUGGAGAAGAUGUGGACGGAGAACCCCUUCAAGGGCAACAUGGACCUGGAGGGUCUGGAGGCCGUGAUCCAGGAGAAGGGCGUGGAGACGAUUCCCUUCGUGCUGCUGACGAUCACCAACAACACGGGAGCCGGUCAGCCCGUGUCGCUGAAGAACAUCAAGGAGGUGAGCGACAUCUGCAAGAAGUACAACCUGCCGCUGGUGUUCGAUGCCUGCCGAUGCGUGGAGAACGCGCGUUUCAUUCAGGAGUUCGAGGAGCCGUACAAGACCUGGUCGAUUCCUCGCAUUCUGAAGGAGUGCUUCCAGUACUGCGACUGCUUCACCAUGUCCCUGAAGAAGGACGGUCUGGUGAACAUCGGCGGUCUGCUCGCCUUCCGUGAUCGCGGCGUGUUCUCGCAGAAGUUCUCGACCGACAAGGUCCAGAUCGGAACGCGCAUCAAGGAGCAGCAGAUUCUUCAGUACGGAAACGACUCGUACGGAGGACUCAGCGGCCGUGACGUGAUGUGCUGCGCUGUGGGUCUCUUCGAGGUCCAGAAGCACACCUACCUGAAGCGCCGCAUCGAUCAGGUGCGCCGCCUGGCCGAGGAGUUCGCCAAGGAAGGCCUGCCCGUGGUGCUGCCCGCUGGAGGCCACGCCGUGUACCUGAACAUGGACGAGUUCUUCAAGGGAAUCCCCUACAUGACUCCUCUCGCCUUCCCCGGAGUGGGCUUCUGCAUCGAGCUGCUGCGCAACUACGGAAUCCGCGCUUGCGAGCUGGGUCCGUUCGCCUUCGAGUACGAUCAGAAGACUCCCGAGGAGCAGAAGGGAGUGCUGAACUUGGUGCGAUUCGCCGUGCCUCGCAACCAGCUGAACGAUUCGCACAUCAACUACACUGCCAAGGCCUGCAAGGCCGUGUAUGAUGCUCGCAAGGAGAUUCACCCCGUGGCGGUGGUCCGUGGAGCCGAGCUGCGCCUGCGCCACUUCCAGUCCGGAAUUGCGCCUCUGCCCAUUCCCGAGGAGAAGUAAAGUAAAUCAAGGAAAUGAGCAAGAAACAUAAUAGCUUGUAAUUGGUUAUUGGUU